Messenger RNA from Corythoichthys intestinalis (scribbled pipefish), 2203 nucleotides. RefSeq lists its product as uncharacterized. The coding region runs from base 1153 to 2076 and encodes 307 amino acids. Lineage: Eukaryota; Metazoa; Chordata; Actinopteri; Syngnathiformes; Syngnathidae. The record is from RefSeq and is a predicted model, not a curated record. The transcript has a single exon.
CUGUUAUGUCUCUGUGACAUAUAUGAUGAGAAGCACACUGAAUAAAGAAGUGUUGUUCCAUUCAAGUCUCGGCCUUACAUGUACUUAGAUCAGGGAAGUACAUAACAAAAGUGGCGACGAGGACGUCUGGACCUGCGUCAGCUUGGACGUGCUGUUUUUGGAGUUUACUGCGGGUCGCGGUGCUCCUGGGGACAGACGGCGCCGACCUCAGCUUCCACGUCGUGACUUCGUGGGGAGGACGAGCGGAGUUUUCAAAAGGAGCUUGAAGGUGCUGUAUAACCAGGCGCUAUGGCGGGAGUUAUCGGCUCUGUUGGUCUUUUUGAUGAGCUUGUGGAACAGUGGAGCUCGUACACAGAGCGGUUCGACUAUUUCGUGGAAGCUAACGAAACAGCGGAAGAGAAAGUGGUGCCCACGUUUUUGAGCGUUAUUGGGCCACAGACUUUCAAUUUACUGAGAAACUUGCUUCAACCCGAUAAACCUGGUAGUAAAACGUACAGGGAAAUCGUGGAAACUCUUAAUGGACAUUUUUCACCCAAGCCCCUUGUGAUAGCAGAGAGAUUCCGAUUUCACAGGAGAAAUCAGGAAGAGGGGGAAUCUGUCACUAUGUUCGUAGCGGCGCUGCGGGAGCUGGCUGAACAUUGUGAGUUUGGUGAUGUUUUUUAGAAGACACAUUAAGAGACAGAUUGGUAUGUGGACUGAGAAACGAAGCGACACAAAAGAAGUUACUCUCAGAAAGUGGACUGACAUUAAAGAAAGCCUUUGAUGUAAGCGUGGCUAUGGAAAUGGCUUCAAAGGAGGCUCAACAACUGAACAUUACGAGCAGAAUACACCAAGUGGCAAGUACCCAAAGCAAUGUUGCUGGUCCCUGUUUUAGGUGCGGUAAAACAGGGCACCUUUCCUCCACCUGCUGGUGCAAAGAAAUGAACUGUCAUCAUUGUGGGAAGAAGGGUCAUGUUGAGCGUGCCUGUCGGAAAAAAACAAGCACAGACAAAGAUAAGGAAAUGAAUGACAAGAAGAAAACAAAGAAAUAUGUCAAAGCGGUAGAGAGUGCCUCUACUUCCGAAGAUGAAAGUGACGUGCACACCGUGCAUGUAAUGAGCGUGGACGGGAAGUCAGGGUGUUACACCAAAGUUAGAGGGUCACCCAGUCAAAAUGCAAAUAGAUACUGGAUCACAGGCAUCGCUUGUGUCUUACCAAGUCUAUAAACAGUGUUUGAGACACCUUCCAUUAAGACCAUCAGACACUGUGUUCAAAGCGUACACUGGACACAAAGUGCACAUGAAGGGAAUGACUGACAUUACUGUGCAAUGCAAGGAUCAAACUGCUAAACUUCCAGUGUAUGUCACAAAAGGGAAUUUUGCUUCCAACAUGGGACGACUGUGGAUUAAUGCACUUCGUGUAAAUUGGCUAGAAGUUCGGCAGCUGUCAGACGGUUCUUCACAACUACAAGUCAUCCUGGACAAGAAUGAAGAGGUUUUCCGUGAGGAAUUGGGCAGCAUGAAGGACAUUACAGUGAAAUUGCACAUUAAACCAGGAAGCAAACCUGUGUUUAUGAAGGCUAGGACAGUGCCGUAUGCUAUUCGUGACAAAGUCGAGGCUGACCUGGAUGCGUUGGUCAAAAGUGGUGUUUUGGAACCAGUCACCACCAGCGAAUGGGCGACACCAAUUGUGCCGGUUCCGAAAAAGAAUGGCGGAAUUCGCACAUGUGGCGAUUUUAAAGUGACUUUGAAUCCGGUGCUUUGUGUGGAGCAGUACCCACUUCCAUUGAUCGAUGAUUUGUUUGCAGGUCUGAGCGGUGGUCAAAAAUUCAGCAAAAUUGACCUCAACCAAGCUUAUCUGCAGAUGCAUGUGGAUGAAGAAUCACGGGAGUGGCUGACAAUUAACACGCACAAGGGACUUUUCAGAUAUUGCAGAUUACCUUUUGGCAUCACAUCUGCUCCUGCUCUGUUUCAACGGGCUAUGGAUCAAAUUUUGAGUGGAUUGCCAGGAGUACAAUGUUACUUGGAUGACAUUCUCUGCACCGGAUCCAACGACGAGGAGCAUCUUCGCAACCUGGAUGCUGUCUUAAAAGGCUAAGGCAGUAUGGUCUUCGAGUGCGCAAGGAAAAAUGUGAAUUUUUGAGACCAUCGGUGGAGUAUCUCGGGCAUGUGAUAGACCACGAAGGACUACACAAGGCUCCAUCAAAGACAAAGGCAAUUGUGGA